AUGGACCAGGACGCCAUGGCUCGGUCCAGCAGCCCUGCGCGAGACCCUGCAGCAGCCACGGCCAGCCACGCACCACCACACCGGCCCUCACCAGGCCCCGCCUCGCCAUCCACCACGCCGGCGCCCCUCGCCUCUCCUCCUCCUCCCCCGGCUGUCGCGGCCGUCGCCCCCCCGCCGCCAACGCGCCCGCUCUCGGCACCACCCCUCAAGAAGCGCGCCUCGUCGAGCACACCCACCCUCUCGCUCGCCACCGCCGCCGCCGCAACCCCCGUCGAGCCCGGCCUCGAGUCGCCCCUUGAACCGCCCGCCCCGCCUUUCUCGUCCCGCUCGUCUCGCACCUCGCGCCGCAGCAGCGCGUCCAGCUUUCGGUCCGACCUCGGCACCCUUCCCUCGACACCGGAGGAGCCCACUUACGCGCCCGUCGCGUCCGCCUCGACCGACUCGCUCGCGUCGUCGGCCUCCGCCGUCGCACCCGUCGUCGACCGCCGGUCGGCCCUCCUCCGCUCGGCAUCGCCCAGCCCGCACGUCGCGUCGCACGGCAGCAUGAACGGGUACCGCGGCGGCCAGGGCGGCGACGACUUUAACGGGUCGGCGCAGGAGGAGCUGCUCGACGAGGACGUGCGCAACGCGGCUGGGACGCGUGGCCACCAGGACGACCCGUACCGGUGGGAGCGCCCGCUCGACGCCGUCCAACGACACUCGCGCCUACUCGACGCCGCGCCCAUCUACCCUUCCCCAUCCUCAGCCUCGUCCUCUUCCGCGGCCCCGAGCGGCGACGGCCGACGGCAUUCGCGCCUCCCUCCCGGCGUCGCCCUCGUCGACCCGUUCGGCUUCAACGUCUCGAACGAGCCCUCGCCGUACGACCUCGCGUACGCCCACUCGGCCGCCGCACAGACGACGGGCCUCACGGCCGCGACGAGCCCUCGGUCCGGCGUUCGCGCCAGCUUCCUCGGCCCGUACCCGUCCAUGUCGGCCUCGCCCGCCGUCACGCCGUCGCCCAACCCGUCACCGACCAUCUCGCCCUCGCCGAGCACGUCGUCGGUCGCGCAGUACGCGGCGCAGGGAGGAGCAGGAGGAGGCGCCGAGUACGGCGGCGGCGGCGGCGGCGCGCCGGUGCAGCCGUGGACCAAGCAGCGGUCGGCGAGCGCGGGCGAGCCGCUUCAGGGCGCGAGGGCCCAGGUCCGCAACGGCCUGUUGGCGCCCGGCGCUGGCGUGCGCAGCAUGACGGGGCGCAGCAAGCUCUCUGGAGAGAUCGACGCCGACGACAUCUCGGUCGUGUCGGUCGCGUCGCGCCAGCCGGCCAACAUGCCCGCCGUCCCGAGCGAGUCGGACUACCUCAACUCGAAGGUGUACCAGCGCACGCUCAAGGCGCAGCGCGCGCUCGAGAAGGAGCGCGCCAAGGCGUCGGCCAAGGGCAAGCUGUCGCGGUACGACUCGAACGCGCCCGCGAGCAAGAGCACGUCGUCGCUCGUGUCGACGACGUCGACCCUCGGCGGCGGGUUCGGCGCCUUCAGCCUGAGCAGCCUCGGCUCUGCGCGCCGGAGCGUCGACGGCUCGAGCCGACCGCCGAGCGUCAUGAGCGCGGCGGGCGUCAGCGGGACGGCGAGCGCCAAGCGCAGCGGGCGCAAGAGCCUCGGCUGGUUCCGCUCGUCGAGCGAGGGUGGGCUCGCCAUGUCGGAGGAGCGCAGCCGCGAGAGCACGAGCGCCGGCUCGGUAGCGGCGGCGGCGGCGGCUCUCCCGACGAGCAAAAGCUCGAGCGGCGUCUCGCUCGCGGCGGCACGAGCGUCGUCGGGCCUGAGCAGCCCGCGCCUGAGCCCCGGCGGCCCAGGGUCCGGCGCCGGCGCCGGCGUGGCCGGCGCAGGAGGCCAGCUCGCGCCGCCGCUGCCGCCGAGCCCGAACCUCCCGAGCGAGUCGACGCUGCGCGCCAUGGGCGUGUCGACCGACCAGCUGCGUGCUGCGGCGCAGCAGCAGCAGCACGGGCAGGGGCAGCGGCCGAGGUCGAGCGGGCGGCAGGGCAGCGGUGGAGCGUCGGGAGGAGCAGCAGGAGGGCACGCGCAGGGGCAGGCGCAGGCGCAGGCGCAGAAGAGGAGCCCGCAGCCGAGCCCGGGGCUCGACCAAUCGACGGCGGCGUUCGCGUCGGCGCUGCCGCCGCCGGCGACGAGCAUGCCCCUCUCGCUCGCGCCGCCCGUCGCGCACCCGCCGAGGGAGGCCGCCGUGCCGCUCGCCGUGCCGCAGCCGACUCGCCCGGGUCCGCCCUCGCGCAGCGCGUCGCUCGAGCCGCCUUCCGCCUCGUCCACGCCGUUCCACACCCCUCCCUCGACCGGCACGCACACGCCCGUCCCGCCCACCUCGUCCCACUCGUCCGUCCCGCCUCGCACCGCGUCCCGCAUCAUCCAGGACCCGCAGGAGGUCCCGCUGCCGCGCUCGGCGUCGCCGUCGAGGAGCGCCUUCCCCGCGAGCGCGACGACCGCGCCUCCUCCGCCCUCGGGCGCCGCGCCAUCCGCUGCGGCGUCGCAGCCGUCGUCUCGCCCGCCGUCGUCGCAGUCGCAGCAGCAGCAGCAGCCGCGCACGGUCAGCGCCUCGCUCCCGGCGGGCGCCGCUCCGCCGCAGCCCUCGGCCGUCGCGCAGGCGCAAGCGCCGCCCUCGCCGAGCAAGCUCGCGCCCGCCGCGGCGCCGCACGGCAGCGUCAAGCGCCGCAAGAGCGGGCUGGGCCUGCUCUUUGGCGGCGUCGGCGGCGGGCAGUCGGGCUCGGACGGCGCGUCGAGCCCGGAUGGGUCGCGCGGCCAGAGCCCGACGCCCUCGAGCGCGAGCUCGGCGACGGCGAGGGAGAAGGACCGGGUCGUCAAGCGGCCCGUGCAGCAGCAGCAGCAGCAGCAGCAGCAGGCGCCGUCGUCCUCGGCCAAGCUCACGAAGGAGCAGGCCGGUCCGGCCACGCCGACCGCCAAGCUCGUCAAGGACAAGGGCGGCGGCGGCUUCUUCGCGCGCUCGGCGUCCAAGUUGCGCACGUCGAACGGGCCUAGCUCGGGCCCGCCGUCGAGGGCAGCCCCGGCCAAGCCCAAGAAGGUCGACGAGCCGUUCUACCACCCGUCGCAGGCGCUGCACGCCGCGCGCACGGCGCCACCGCCGUCCUCCUCGCCUCAGCCGCCGGCGAUCCACGCCGUCAACCCGUCGCCGCAGAUCCAGCAGGCGCCGACGAUGCGGCAGCGGCCGUCGAACGGCGUCCCGACCCAGCAGGCGCAGCCGGCCACCUCGGCCGCCGCGCGCACCGACUCGUCGUCCGGCUCGUCGACGACGUUCUCGAGCCUGAGCUCGAGCGGCUCGACGCUCGCGCCGGGCACGCCCAGCAUCGGCAAGGGCGCGUCGCCGUCGUCGUCGUCGUCGGCGGCCCCGCAGCAGGCGUUCCCGGCCAAGAAGGGUGGGUUCGCCUCGCUGUUCGGCAUCGGCGGCAGCAUGCGCGGGCGCAAGGGCUCGGCGCCCGUCUCGCUGUCGCGCUCGCAGGGCGCGAGCUCGCCCAUGGCGCCCAAGGUCGCCGAGGUGCGCCCCUCGCCGCCGGCGCCCGCCUCGAGCAUGCCGCAGGCGCCGCCGGCCGCCGCGAUUGGGUCGCACCGGGGCCAGGGUGGCUUGCCUCGUGGGCAGUCGCUCGGUUCGGCGCAGGGCCAGCAGCAGCAGCAGCCGGCGGGCCCGCAGCAGCAGCAGCAGUCGCAGCAAGGGUCGCUCGCGAGCCACCGUCCCUACGCGACCUACGCCUGA
Molecule: messenger RNA, 3750 nt
Organism: Rhodotorula graminis WP1
Lineage: Eukaryota; Fungi; Basidiomycota; Microbotryomycetes; Sporidiobolales; Sporidiobolaceae
Exons: 4
Coding region: 1-3750 (1249 amino acids)
Source: RefSeq, a predicted model, not a curated record